UUAACCAAAACCCAUCAGUCAAACCAAAUCAAGACUGGAUUUUUCUCUGCUUAAUUUCUUGUAAAGUUUCUUCCUUUUUUUCUUAUCAGGUGAUUCCAAGGGAUCAACUUUCUGGAUUGGGGGUUCAAAAGAGAUGAAUUUCAGGAGCUUGGAGGAUUUUUGGGCCUUUUACGUGAAUCAGCACUCCAAACCAUCGACAAGACGCUGGCACUUUGCUGGCACACUCUUGAGUCUCGUGUUUUUUGGAUAUUCUUCGUUGUUUAACUGGUGGUUCUUGGUGUUUGUGCCUAUAUGUGGCUAUGGAUUGGCCUGGUACAGUCACUUCUUUGUGGAAGGGAAUGUUCCUGCCACUUUUGGGCAUCCGUUUUGGUCCCUUUUGUGUGAUUUCAGGAUGUUUGGAUUGAUGCUUACUGGGAAAAUGGAUAGGGAGAUCAAGAGGCUCGGCAAGAGACCUAUAUUACAGGGCUUCUAAAGGGUUCUUGUGUAAAACUUCUUUUUUCCUGUUUACUUCAUAUGAUACAAUUUACUUGUAUUUUUCA
Hibiscus syriacus is the source of this 539-nucleotide messenger RNA. RefSeq lists its product as uncharacterized. The record is from RefSeq and is a predicted model, not a curated record. The coding region runs from base 134 to 472 and encodes 112 amino acids. NCBI's taxonomy places the organism in Eukaryota, Viridiplantae, Streptophyta, Magnoliopsida, Malvales, Malvaceae. The transcript has a single exon.